Messenger RNA from Perkinsus marinus ATCC 50983, 997 nucleotides. Its product is annotated as cytochrome p450, putative. NCBI's taxonomy places the organism in Eukaryota, Perkinsozoa, Perkinsida, Perkinsidae. The record is from RefSeq and is a predicted model, not a curated record. The annotation marks the transcript as partial. The transcript is spliced from 6 exons. Gene Ontology annotation, molecular function: heme binding; monooxygenase activity; iron ion binding.
GGUUUUCUCGACCCCUUACGUCGUUACCCAGAAACCAGAGACUAUCAGACAGUUGAUGAAGGAUCGUGUCAAGGGCUACCACAUGCGUCAGUUCAAUUCGCUAAACCUGUUACCGAGGUCUGGCGUAUUCCUAAGCGAGGGUGACCACUGGAGGCUCAACAGGAAGGCUGCAGAGCCCGCUCUGUCCGAGUCCAGCGCGGAUAGUAUGGUCCCUAUAAUGACCCAGAUGGCCAAGAGAAUGGUGAACAUCGUCUCCACUCUGGCCGACCCUUCCGGUAUCAUCGAUAAUUGGGUUCCUCACCAGUGGUUCCGUCGCUGUACCCUCGACUUUACUGUGGCAACCCAUUUCGGGGAAGACUAUAACCUGCAGAACACCUUGGAUAUGAGGCGUGAUAAGGAGCGAGAGAUUGCUCACAAGGCGGUACAGGGAUGGAUGGACGCGAUUGACUAUGUCUUCAAGCAUAUCUACUUGGCACCGAUCAUGCAGGACAGAUAUCCUUUCAAGCUCAACCGAUCUGUUGCUGAGUUCUACUCGUGUAAGAAGGCCGUCGUGCAAUAUUCAGAGAAGAUCAUCAACGAGAGAACGGCAGAGCUGAAAGCAGGAGCUACUCCUAAGACCAACGUUCUCGACAAGUUGCUCAACAUGCACAAGGGAGAUCUAACCUGGAAUCUUGUCACGUUUAUACUCGCUGGCAGCGCCUCGGCCUCGGCUACGAUGGAGUGGUUCGUCUAUUUGAUGCCGGAAAAUUGGUUCUUGCCCGGUACCACAGAGAUUAACCGUGACCUUGCUCGAGACCAUUGGGCCUUCAGCUGUGGACCUCGCAAAUGCCCUGGCCAGACUCUGGCCGUCAAGGAGUGCACUAUCAUAGCCGCCUUCCUCUUGAGACAUUUUGAUGAUAUACGUUUCACUCUUGGUUAUGAUGACGUUAAGGAGACUAUGUGGCUCAACCGUGUACCAGAGAACUUGAGAGUCACCAUGUCCCUUAGGAAUUAUUGA